Molecule: messenger RNA, 2460 nt
Organism: Neohortaea acidophila
Lineage: Eukaryota; Fungi; Ascomycota; Dothideomycetes; Mycosphaerellales; Teratosphaeriaceae
Product: fungal-specific transcription factor domain-containing protein
Exons: 1
Biological process (GO): positive regulation of transcription by RNA polymerase II
Cellular component (GO): nucleus
Molecular function (GO): transcription cis-regulatory region binding; DNA-binding transcription factor activity, RNA polymerase II-specific; zinc ion binding
Source: RefSeq, a predicted model, not a curated record
GCCGUCAAACCUCGCCCGCGCAAGCGAAGACGCACUGCCGGAGGGGCGGGCGAGGACUGCUGGACCUGUAAACGCCGCGCCGUGCCCUGCGACCGCAAACGACCCUAUUGCUCCCAAUGCCUCGAGAUCGGGAGGGAAUGCUCGGGCUACAAGACGCAGUUGAGCUGGGGCGUCGGCGUGGCCAGCAGAGGCAAACUGCGCGGCCUCUCCUGCCCCGUCAUCGACAAGAACGUCGACUCCAGCCCGGUCAGCCCAAUGGACAGUGUGGCCGACGCGGGUGCAAGACAUCAUCGCACCGCCUCGACGACACGCAUCAAGUUUGAAGACGACGUCAAUCCUGCACCCACCUCCACCUCAGCUGCACUCCAUCCCACCACGGCCGCCCUCUCUGCUUCUCCUUCACCUCGCCUCGCCGACAACCUUCCGGCCUCCUUUCCCUCCCAAAUCCAUCCUCAUACCCCGUCGCCCGAGCCUCCGGCCAGCAACUACAUGUUCGGAAAUGCCCCGUUUCCCGCUUUCGAGCCUGUCGCCUCGCUUCCAUCGCCCACGACCGGUGUCGCGCAGCUCAGUCUCCCAACCCUUGACCCUCCAUAUCCCCAGCACGACUUCUUUCCUUCCUCGACUUACAUGGUCCCCACAAGUCUGUCGCUCUACGACCAACAACAACCCGCCCUUCCUGUCCUCGACUCUUCCGCCGCCCACCAAGCAGAGGUGCACCAUUUCAACGGCAAUGCCGCCCUUCUCCAUUCCAACCCUCCCACCAGCCUCGCACUCACCUACACUUCGCUCGCCGCCCCCACCGCAUCCUUCGAUGAUUCUGAGCAAGUGGAGGAUGGCCAGGAAUUAAUGCUCUUCGACCCUCGCUUCGCCAACCCCUUCUUCUCCCUCCCACCUCGCCUCCAAUCCCUCAUGGAGUUCUACGACCGCCACGUCUGCCCACAUCUCGUUGCCGUCGACGGGCAUGACAACCCCUACCGCACCUACGUCCUCCAGCUCGCCCUCCACAACCAAGGCCUCCAAAAUGCCGUGGCCGCGCUGGCGUGCAACAAUCUGCGCAUGCGGAGGAAAGAGCACCGACUCAUGGGCUUCGUGCAGGAUAUCCCCGAUGACUUGACAUCCGUCAACGACACGACCGCGGAGGAGGCGAUGCACAAGCAAAUGUCCAUCGAGCAGCUCAACAUGCAACUCGCCGACCGCCGCUCGGCACGAGACGACUCCGUCCUCGCCACCUUGCUCAUCCUCUGCCUCUAUCACGUCUGCGACUCCGGCUUCAGCAAGUUCCGCACGCAGCUGGCCGGCGUGCAGAAGGUGCUGGCCUUCCGCGACCCCAAAACUCACACCGCCUUCACCCGCUGGGUCCACGUCUUCUUUGCCUGGUUCGAUGUCAUGACGAGCACCGUCAACGACCGCGAGACGGAGAUUAAGGGCAAUGCACCUGCAAUGCUCACCGGCGUUUCCGGGCUCGGGGCCAUGGAGCAGUUUUCGGGGUGUGAUGGACGGUUGUUCAUGUUGAUUGCGAAACUCGGCCGGCUCAACCUUCUCGCGCAAGGGCGAAGUGUCAAACUUCCAGGCGGCAGACAGCAGCAGCAGCAGCAACACUCCCAACAACAAAGACCAAACGACUCCGCCCCGCAACUUCACCCAAAGAGAAAACGCGCCAACCCCGACUUCUCCAACCCCCGCACUCUCACCCUCGCCGACUACGCCAACAUGGAUGGAAACGGCUGGGGCACACCCAUCGUCUCCGCCUCCGACACCUCCGAUGACGAUUCCGACGCCGACACCACCACCGGCAGCCACGAUGAGCGCGCCGAAUUUUGGUCCGAAUGGCGCACCAUCCGCAACGCGCUGGAAUCGCUCCAUCUCGAGCUGCAAACCGACCACCUCGCCAACGAACCCCCCGGCCCAGCUGGAGUCUCCCCCGCAGCCCCGUCCGAAUACGCCGACCUCUUCCACAUCAACCAAGCCUUCCGCCACGCCGCCCUCCUCUACACCGAACGCCUCGCCCACCCGCACCGCCCCUCCGCCCACCCAUCCUUCCAAACCCUCGUCCAGGCCGCGCUGCAACAACACAUCUCCGCCAUCCCGCUCUCCAGCCGCGUCAACAAGUUCCUCCUCUGGCCCCUCUUCAUCAUCGGCACCGAGUGCGUGGACGCGCAGCAGCGGUUCAUCAUCCGCUGUCGCUGCGUCGAACUCUCGCGCGAAUCCGGCUUCUACAACAACCUCUCCGCCCUGGACGUGCUGGAGAAGGUGUGGGCCGAGGCGGACGCGGAGGCCGGCGCGGGCUUUGGGAUUGCGGGGGAGAGGCGCGCGCGCAGGAGGGACUCGAGGGGUGGGCAGCAGAGUGGGCGGGCGCAUGGGGGGAAACUGGAGGGUGCAGCGGUGUGGAGACCGUAUGGGCAGGCUUUCCGGUGGAGGAAGGCGAUGGAUCGGGUGGAUGGGGAGUAUAUUGUAAUCUAA